CUGUUAUAACCUGUUACAUUUUAACUCGUCAACCAUUAAUAAUGGAUGCAUUGAAAAAAAAAUGAAGUUAAUUUUUAAUUAAGCUUUAGCCAAAAGCUAAGUAACCCUAGAUUAUUUUGCAAUCGCCAAAUAAAUAAAUAUAUUAUAUAUAUUAUAUUAUAAUAAUCGACGAAACAUUAAUUUAUUUUUAAGAAAUUGUAUCUAAGACAGUCUUAAUCCUAAUUUUAUAGUUAUAUAUAUAUAUAUAUAUAUAUUUUUAUACACAUAUUGUAUAUAUAUAUAUUAAUCUUAUGUACAUAUAUAUAUAUAUAUAUAUAUAUCUAUAUAUAUAUAUAUAUAUAGUAUAUGUGUGUCUCGUAUAAAAGGUUCCAUUCUAUUUCAUCAUAUUUUUCGCGUUUUGUAUGAAAAAGUAGUCAAAAUAUAAAAAAAAUAAAUAAAAAUAAAUUAAUAUAAUGUAUAUAUAUAACUAGCAAUAUAUAUAUAUAUAUACACAAAUAAAUGUUGUUUAUAUUGUCAACAAUUUUUAUAAUAUAUUUCAAUAUAAGCAAUGCGUCUGGCGGCUUAUUAAAAAACCUCUACAUUGGAGGGAUCUUCCCACUGAAUGGAAGUUGGGCUGGAGGUCGAGGCUGCCUUCCCGCGGCCCUCAUGGCCCUUCAUGCCGUCAAUGAAAGAGCUGACAUUCUACCUGGAUAUCGUCUGAACAUGGUUGCUCUCAACAGCGAGUGUAAGCCAGGAUUAGGUAUGGCGAAAUUGUACCAGUUGUUGUACAACGACCCAGUGAAGAUUAUGUUGUUAGGGCCGGGCUGUAGUACAGUAUCAACGUUCGUUGGACAGGCAGCUUGGAUGUGGAAUCUCGUCGUCCUUUCAUAUGGGUCAAGUUCUCCUGCCCUGUCCAACAAAGCGAGAUUCCCAAGUUUCUUCCGGACGCACCCAUCAGCCACCAUCCACAAUCCAACGAGAGUUAAACUUUUCAAAAUGUUCAACUGGACCAGAAUUGCGACGCUGCAAGAUACGCACGAAGUUUUCACGUCGACGAUGGAAGACCUUGAGGAGAGAUGCAAGCAAGCGGGCAUUGAAAUCGCUGUGAGGGCGAAUUUCCUCGGAGAUCCAGUUGAUGCUGUCAGGAAUUUAAAGAAGCAAGAUGCCCGAAUCAUCGUCGGAUUGUUCUAUGAAGACAAAGCCACCAAAGUUUUUUGCCAGGCCUACAAAGAAAAACUGUUCUACCCACGCCACGUGUGGUUCAUUCUUGGCUGGUACUCGGAUAACUGGUACACCAACGUCAACGGGACCAACUGCACCCUUGAAGAAAUGAAGGCAGCCGUCGAGGGCCACUUCACAACGGAAGGAGUGAUGAGGAGUCUCUACAGGGCUGAUCAAAUUGUCUCAGGAGAGGUUGUUGAGACCGUAUUAAAAAACAUGAAUGAAAGCAUCAAAAACGCCGAAAGAAUCGAGAAGGACCACCAACUAUCGGAAGUUGUCGGCUUCCAAGAGGCUCCUCUGGCGUAUGACGCCGUGUGGGCGCUGGCGCUGGCUCUCAACAAGACACAGACUGCUUUGCAGAGACGGGGCAAGAGCCUGGAGGAAUUCAACUACACAAGCAACGAGAUGAUGAUUGAAAUAAGUCAAGCUCUAAAUGACACGAACUUCAUGGGAGCAUCAGGCCAAGUAAUUUUCAACGACAAAGGUGACAGAAUAAGUUGGGUGCAAAUUGAACAAAUGAAAGGUGGUAGGUACGAACGUGUCGGUGUGUAUGACUCCAUGAAGGACAACUUGCUGCUUGACGCCCAGGAGUUCUGGCCCAACAACAGAAAGCCAGAAGACCGUAAAAUUAUUCAGAAAGAGAUGAGGACGAUAUCGUUCGUGUCUUUCGCCUCCAUGUGCUUCUUGGCUGCUUUCGGAAUUUUCUGCAGUGUUUUCCUGCUGGUCUUAAAUGCUGCACACCGAUUGCAGAUGGACAAUCAAAAAUCUCGGAACUGCAUGAACACGGUGAUGUUGCUGGGAUGUCUUCUGUGUUUCGUCUGCAUCUUCAUCAACGGCCUGGACGCUCGACUUGUCAGCAGAUUGACGCUGCUUAAAAUUUGUCAGGCUCAGAAAUGGAUUUUUUGUUUUGGAUUCACGCUAUCAUAUGGUGCCAUGUUCACCAAAGUGUGGAGUAUCUACAGACACACUAUCAGGCAAAAAACUGGAAGUCAUACUGUACACGUAACCACGGAAUCUUUUUUUGUGAUAAUCAUUUGUCUGGUAGUUGAUGUUAUCAUUUUGAGUGUGUGGCAACUGAUCAAUCCAACAAUCAUUGAAUUGGAGUUAUUCACAUUGGAGAACAAGCUGAACAUCUACAAGGAUGACACUGAAGUCAUAUACGAACUUGAGCACUGCUCCUCCCACAAUUACUCAACAUGGUUUGGCAUAAUGGCCGGAUUCAAAGGAAUUUUACUUCUUUUUGGAUUGUUGCUGGCUUAUGAAAUCAGAAAUAUCAAGUUGAACGAGGCAAAUGAAUCGCGAUUUGUUUGUGUGUCCAUUUACAACACCGUCAUUUUGUGCGUCAUAACGGUGCCAGCUGCCUGGAUCAUCCGAUCCCAUCAGGAUGCCACCUACUUGUUUGUUUCCAUCGCCAUUCUCUUGGGAAAUCUCUUCUUCAUGUUUGUCAUUUUUGUACCAAAGAUCAAGGAGAUGCAAAACAUUUCAGGCGAUUAUGUGUUCGAUGACACGCAAAAAUUUUGCAACGAUGAUGAGAAUAAAGAGAGACUCUUGAAGGAGAACGAACAGUUGAAGAUUUUGAUAACCGAAAGAGAAGAAAGAAUUCGUUUUUUAAAGCAACAGCUUCAUUUGAAACUCAAGAUUGAGAAAGAAAAAAGGAACAACGACGAAGAAAACCACAAUCAUUCAACAACAGAAGGUUGGAAAAACAAUAAACACGAAGCAACUGAAAAUAAUUACUUAGCAGGCAACAACUUCAAAUCAGACAAUCGUAAAAUUCCAAACUCGUUGUCAAAAAACUUGAUAGUAUGAUGGUGAAUUCAACAGACACCCUGGGUUGGAAAGCACACCCUUCGUGUGUGCAUGACAGUGAGAUCAGUUUUUAAUGACCUGAAAAUAUCUUUAAAAUAAAUUUUGACUAUAAGUGUUUUCUAAAAUAUUUUUAAAAUAAAAAUAAAAGGAAUCAAUCA
Messenger RNA from Helobdella robusta, 3167 nucleotides. RefSeq lists its product as hypothetical. The coding region runs from base 499 to 3009 and encodes 836 amino acids. The record is from RefSeq and is a predicted model, not a curated record. Gene Ontology annotation, molecular function: G protein-coupled GABA receptor activity. NCBI's taxonomy places the organism in Eukaryota, Metazoa, Annelida, Clitellata, Rhynchobdellida, Glossiphoniidae. Gene Ontology annotation, biological process: gamma-aminobutyric acid signaling pathway; G protein-coupled receptor signaling pathway. The transcript is spliced from 21 exons. Gene Ontology annotation, cellular component: G protein-coupled receptor heterodimeric complex; membrane.